Messenger RNA from Eimeria maxima, 1030 nucleotides. RefSeq lists its product as hypothetical. The record is from RefSeq and is a predicted model, not a curated record. Lineage: Eukaryota; Apicomplexa; Conoidasida; Eucoccidiorida; Eimeriidae. The annotation marks the transcript as partial. The transcript is spliced from 6 exons.
ACAUGUAGAGAAGGAUGAGGAGCAAGAAGCGUCUCUUUUUCAGAGGAGACGAGCACGUAAGAAGACAGACUUCCAACCUAUGGGUGCAGCAUUAGCAGCAAGAUCUGCUGCUCGUAUAAGAGAAGAACCUAUGCAUGAAGCCGCUCCCUCUAGACGUACACGAUUCGCGAGAGUAGAGGGGACAUCACAGGAUAUAGUUUCUCAAUUGGGGCUUGGAGACGGAGGGUCUCCUAUGUCUUCUGCUGCUGCUGCAGCAGCAGCAGCAGCAGCAGACUCAGCGAGAGCACCAAGCGGCGGCAGAUCUGCAUUCAGGAGCAGACGGAGUGUCAUUACACCUAUUGACGCAGACUCCCUACAAAUCCCUUUAUUAAGUGGUGGUGGUGGUGGUGAGGGUGUCUCCUCUUCGCCUGUCUCCUUACGUACUCCCCGUGUCUCCGUUGGUUACGGUGAUGGACGUAGGAGUGUGGCAGUAUCGGGUACCCCUUCUGUCUCCUCUUCUUCCUUCCUGUCUCCUCGUUUCGUUAGAGACAGUCCAGGGAGGCCCGUCCUCCAAGGGUCUGAUCUAUUUGUACAAUGGAUAUGGCCUGAAUCCCCUAAUAGACCAGAGCAUGUAUUUUUGGGGCUUUUUUAUCAUCAUAAUGAACAAUUCAUCUUCCCUCUACAUUGGAGUAAACCUAUACCUAAUACAGGAAGUUUUGCAUGGCAUGUUGAUACAAGAUUCAGGAAGGGAGAGGCCUGUCAAUUAGUAUUCCUAGGGAUGUUUGAUUCAGAGAUAGGCUGCAGCAGCAGCAGCAGCAGCAGCAGCAGCAGCGUAUCAGCAGCAGAUGCUGUAUGCCAAUCUAAUGCCUUUUAUAUUGUUAAGCCUACUCCUCUAUGUGAAUUAGAAUUACGUUAUGCUUCUUUCUGUAGAACUCAUGGAUUGGAGAUGGAGCAUAUGUCUGAAUCUAAAUUAUCUGAAUUUGGGUAUUCAAUACAAGAAUGUAUGCUAAAAGUCUGUAUCCCGUUCUGUCCGUAUAAUAGAGAAUAUUGA